This is a messenger RNA of Hyposmocoma kahamanoa, 804 nucleotides long. RefSeq lists its product as uncharacterized. Gene Ontology annotation, cellular component: extracellular region. The transcript has a single exon. Gene Ontology annotation, molecular function: hormone activity. Bases 17 to 250 code for a protein of 77 amino acids. The record is from RefSeq and is a predicted model, not a curated record. Gene Ontology annotation, biological process: response to light stimulus. NCBI's taxonomy places the organism in Eukaryota, Metazoa, Arthropoda, Insecta, Lepidoptera, Cosmopterigidae.
GCUGACGGCAGCGACGAUGGCUGACGGCGGCCACUACCAUGAUGAUUCUAUCGUCGUGGUGGACGAGUACCCCGAAGAAGUUGUGCUCGAGUUGCGCCCAGGUGACCGUAUUAGGCAGUGGCAGACCAUCUUUGCCCGAGGCGAGAUCGGCGGAGCGGAUUACCGAGACCAGCAGAAGAAGCGCAACGUGGAUGUCAUCAACUCGCUCUUGGCUCUCCCCAAAGGCAUGAACGCAGCCGGCCGCCGCUAAACGACCGGCACCAAGACCCGGAGAACAAAAUGACAAUUUUCUAGGCAUAUGGUUUUUUGUUCUCUCUUCUAUAUUAUUCGGUACAAGUUUUAACAUGUUUUGUUAUAGGACCGCUGGCUUAGAAUUUGUUCGUACCCGAUUGCAAGUUUUGUGAAGAAGCUCUGUGCGAAAGUUAGGAACGAUUUAUGUUCUUCUUUAUUUUUGUUCACACUUACGGGCCGAAAUCUUGUAAAUGCAGCAUGGCGUGUAUCUGAGUGGAGGGUGUGCAAUAAGAUCCUACUUCGUCUUCUUCCAUCUGCAUGAACUUAUUAUUAUUGUUAAGUCUUCGUAGGAAAUGCUGAUUUUUAUUAAUUAUUAAUUUACUAUAACUAUAGUAUAAUUACCAGCGAAUUACCCAUUAUAAGGUUAAGAAGCCAUCCGAACCACCAUUUUGCUUAUUACAAGUUACAAUUCGUUAGCUAUUGGUGAUUUUUUGAAUGAUAAAAAAAAGCAUGAUUUUCCAAGCAAGACAAUGUUUUCUAAAUACACCUAUUGCAAUUACUAAUGCGCAUGAU